Molecule: messenger RNA, 1155 nt
Organism: Toxorhynchites rutilus septentrionalis
Lineage: Eukaryota; Metazoa; Arthropoda; Insecta; Diptera; Culicidae
Exons: 1
Coding region: 1-1155 (384 amino acids)
Molecular function (GO): zinc ion binding; nucleic acid binding
Source: RefSeq, a predicted model, not a curated record
AUGAAACAGCAUGAGCACGAGAGAUUUGAGGAAUUCGUAUUCCGGUUGCAAGAGCAGACUAAUCGUUGUGCUUUCAUUGGUACUGACGAUGCCUUGUUGGACCAAAUCAUUGAGGGAUGUAGAUCUUCCGAGCUGCGAAAAAAACUCUUAACGAAUGAUGUGACACUCAACGAUGCAAUUUCAUUCGGAAAAAUACUUGAGGAGGUUCAAAAGCAAACGAAAAAAUACGAAAAACCAUCGCCUUCCAUGAUAAUUCAACAGAUUUCAAAGAGGAGUUCCGAACAAGUUAGCUCGAGGAAAUGUUACAACUGUAACAAGCCAGGUCACAUAGCAAAGGAGGUCGAAAAAUGCCCAGCGCGAUAUGUUUCUUGUUACAACUGCGAAUCGACAGGACAUUUCAAAGUAUGUUGUCGAAAGAGGAAACAGAACGAUUUCGAUAAACGUAAAGGAUCUGCGGCCAAACGGGUAAACUUGAUCCAGAACGAUACGGUUGAUACUGAUAAAGCAAUAUUCUUCGUAAAUAGCGAGUUCGAACUUAAUGAAGUGCUUCGAUUAGAGGUAGGUGGUGUACCUAUGAAAAUGCUUAUCGAUUCUGGAUCGCCAGCCAAUAUUGUUGAUGGGAAAACAUUCGAUUUAAUUAGAAAUAAAAAUGCGAGAAUUCUUAAUGAAAGGUACCCACAACAAGACGAGUUGAAAUUCAAAUCGUUUGCCUCCGACAAAAAUAUAUACUUCAGUCGUGCUUUUGAGGCUGAAAUUAGGAUUCCAGGGGAAGAAUCUGGAGUUUGGGCCCAUGUAUUAGUAGCUCCACAAGGGCAAACGAUCUUGCUGAGCAAAAGUACGGCUUUCGCUCUAGGGGUUCUCAAAAUAGGUUACCACGUAAAUCAUAUUUCCACUGACGAUCUGAACAGUGAAGUACAGGAAUUCCCUAAAGUCCCUAACGUGCUGUUGAAAAUACAAGUUGAUGACAACGUUCGACCUGUUGCCCAAGCGGCCAGAAGAUUUCCGAUUGCGAUGGAAGCUGAUGUGGAAAAAGCGAUCCAAGAUCUAUUGGAUAAGAAUAUUAUAGAGCGGGCGGAGGGUCCACUAUCUUGGGUUUCUCCACUUGUACCGGUGAGAAAAGCUGAUGGUCGAAUUCGUUUAUGCGUAGAUAUGUGA